Symbiodinium natans is the source of this 1800-nucleotide messenger RNA. Lineage: Eukaryota; Dinophyceae; Suessiales; Symbiodiniaceae. The record is from the annotation of a GenBank genome assembly.
AUGAUGGAGACACCACCUCCAACUUUCGAGGAGGACCCUGCAGGCGCAACACCAUUGGAAAGCUCAUUGGGCAAGUCGGGCGUUGAAGAAGGCCCACAGGAAGCUGACAAGGAGUCGCAGCCAUUGGCUGGGGAGUGGGGCCCGACAACUUUGGCCGCGAGAUAUGAGCAAAGGCUCAAGGAUGAAGAGGCUGAGUCACUUCGCCGGAAGGAGCUGGAGGAGUUAGCCAAUGAGCGGCAGAAGGUGCGCCUUUCGCAGGGAGGCGUGGUGGAUGGGAUUCCUGACUGGCUACUUGACGCUUCGUCUCUAUUGGAUGAGCUCUACGAGGCCUUGGGCCAGCACUCUGGAGGUCUGCAGCGACUGCGCGCGGUGAUUGCAGAGGCUGCCAAGUGGCUUGACGACGAGGAAUGGGAGCAGUUCAGAAGGUCGCCUUUCGAUGAAAUCCAUCGCCAGGACUACCACGUGUUUGCGCGUUUGCUGGCAGAUGCUGAGCCCCAUUGGAGACGGCUGAUGGAGGACCCACCUGGCGCGCGUGGCUUCAGCAAUAUCUCGCGGCAGACCGUUGUCCGCGAAUAUUUGUACAUCGGCCUGACGGAACCCAGCGAGAAGAUGAUGGACUUCUUCAAAAGUCGAGGCUGGAGCAUGGACCGUGCUCCUCCAGUCUUGCCAAAGCCUUUGGACAAGCAAGCUGGAGAAGAAGAUGGCCCGAAUGGGUAUCAGCUUGUGAUCGUGGAUCUCACCUUCCCUUGUGACACCACGCAGGGGGAAUCAACAGCGGAAACCGAGGAGAAAAAAGAAGAGUCCAAUUGUGAUGACGCUGUGGAAAUUAUUGAAGGGCAAGGUUUGGGAAGGUGCAGAGACCCUGAGCGCUCCAGCGAUGAUCUUGUGUGCGACGCGCUACAGGACUUUCCAGAGCACACCUCUGGAGCUCAAUCCCCCCAAGCCUGGGGAGCCCCUCGCCUGGCCGGGCUUCCGCUCAAAGCCAGCGGCUACGGGAAGAUCGGCGUGUCGCGCAGCAACGGGGUGCGGAGGCGGCUCCGCAUCAUCCAGGGAGCCUUGGCCGAGGGGCUCCGCAACCUCCAGAAGGGUGGCGUCUUGGUUGCAAGCUGGUGCGGCCUUCCCACGCAUCCGGUGCUACCGUUUCUGACAAAGCAGCUCCGUCCUGGAUUUCGUCGUGUGCAUGUUCUGACACCGCCGGACUGCCAGACCUUUGAAACGUAUAUCGUUGCAGCAGAGUUCGACAGAGAUGGGCACGUGAGCCGGCCAGAUCCCAUCCCGCUCAGACCGCGCGAAAGCCGAAACACCCUUCUGGAGCUGGAGCCUGCGCAGAUGUGCAAGUUCAACUUUCCGAAUUGGCUGCGAAGCCCAUUGCGAAGCUGGUCAACCGGCUACGACGACGUGCUUGCGUGGACUUUGAAUUUCAAGCGUGAGAUCUUCCAGGAGUGCCUGCCGAAGUACCAGGAGACAGUUGUGAACGACGCGCGCAGCGGUGCAGCUUACGAUCGCCCUUGGCUGACGCACAUGCCAAAGUCUCAUGUGGCCCGGUCCGCGCCGCUAGACAUGGAGGCGCGCUUCGAUGAGAUGUGGUCGAUCUAUGCGACCAAGCUGGGGCUACUGAUGAACAGGCUUGAAGAAAACUCGCUUGAUCCAGACAUUCUGCCAGAGAAACCACCAUACCGCUUUAACGCGACCACCAGCUGGACUGUGCCAAGACCCGCCCUUCCACCGGCAGAGCACGUCAUACUGCCACAGAGGCGUGUCAAAGUCAUGGAAUCCGUGCUGAGUGCGUAUGCAGUAUGA